This is a messenger RNA of Microcebus murinus (gray mouse lemur), 4314 nucleotides long. RefSeq names its product SLIT and NTRK like family member 6 (gene SLITRK6). Lineage: Eukaryota; Metazoa; Chordata; Mammalia; Primates; Cheirogaleidae. Gene Ontology annotation, biological process: axonogenesis; positive regulation of synapse assembly. Gene Ontology annotation, molecular function: protein binding. Gene Ontology annotation, cellular component: plasma membrane. The record is from RefSeq and is a predicted model, not a curated record.
AUAUGACACUGGCAGGCUAAAGCACUCUGAUGGGGAAGGGCUUAAAGGCUGAGUCAAAAGCCAAGAAGUCUCUUUAUUUACGCCUACCUCCCAGCCCUUGGCAAUCUGACUAAUAACAAACUGAGCUAACAAGAAAGACUAGAAAAGGAGGAAGGAGAACAUUGCUGCAGCUUGGAUCUACAACCUAAGAAAUCAAGAGUGAUCAAUUGCAGCUCUGUUAAACAUCUUGUUUAUUUACUGCAUUCAGCAGCUUGCAAAUGGUUAACUAUAUGCAAAAAAGUCAGCAUAGCUGCGAAGUAUGCCGUGAAUUUUAAUUGGGGAAAAAAAGGACAAUUGCUUCAGGAUGCUCUAGUCUGCACUCUCUUUGAAAUAUUUUCAAUGAAAUGCUCAGCAUUCUGUCUUUGACCAGAGGUUUUAACUUUAUGAAGCUACGAGACUUGCCAAAAAGUGAUAUUUGAGAAGAAAGUGCGUGGUGGUUGGUGUUUUCUUUUUAAAUAAAGGAACUGAAUUACUUUGAACACCUCUUCCAGCUGUGCAUUACAGAUAACGUCAGGAAGAGUCUCUGCUUUACAGAAUCAGAUUUCAUCACAUGACAACAUGAAGCUGUGGAUUCAUCUAUUAUAUGCAUCUCUCCUUGCCUGCAUAUCUUUACAGUCCCAAACGCCAAUGUCCUCAGCCAAAGGGUCUUGUGAUUCCCUUUGCAAUUGUGAGGAAAAAGAUGGCACAAUGCUAAUAAAUUGUGAAGAAAAAGGUAUCAAGAAGUUAUCCCAAAUAAUUGUGCCACCAUCACGACCUUUCCACCUAAGCUUAUUAAAUAAUGGCUUGACAAUGCUUCACACAAAUGACUUUUCUGGGCUUACUAAUGCUAUCUCAAUACACCUUGGAUUUAACAAUAUUGCAGAUAUUGAGACAGGUGCAUUUAAUGGCCUUGGCCUCCUUAAACAACUUCAUAUCAAUCACAACUCCUUAGAAAUUCUUAAAGAGGAUACCUUUCAUGGACUGGAAAACCUGGAAUUCCUACAAGCAGAUAACAAUUUUAUUACAGUGAUUGAACCAAGUGCCUUUAGCAAGCUCAGCAGACUUAAAGUGUUAAUAUUAAACGACAAUGCCAUUGAGAGUUUUCCUCCAAACAUAUUCCGGUUUGUUCCUUUAACCCAUCUAGAUCUUCGUGGAAACCAGUUGCAAACAUUGCCUUAUGUCGGUUUUUUAGAACACAUUGGCCGAAUAUUGGAUCUCCAGUUGGAGGACAAUAAGUGGGCCUGUAAUUGUGACUUAUUGCAGCUAAAAAUUUGGUUGGAAAACAUGCCUCCACAGGCCAUAAUUGGUGAUGUUGUGUGCAAUAGCCCUCCAUUUUUCAAAGGAAGCAUAUUAAGUAGGAUAAAAAAGGAAUCUAUUUGCCCCAUUCCACCAGUUUAUGAAGAACAUGAGGAUCCUUCAGGAUCAUUACACCUGGCAGCAACAUCUUCAAUAAGUGAUAGUCGCAUAUCAGCCAAGACCACAUCCAUUUUAAAACUGCCCACCAAAGCUCCAGGUUUGAUACCUUAUAUUACAAAGCCGCCCACUCAACUUCCAGGACCCUACUGUCCCAUUCCUUGUAACUGCAAACUCUUAUCCCCAUCAGGACUUCUAAUCCACUGUCAAGAACGCAACAUUGAAAGUGUAUCAGAUCUGAAACCUCCUCCACAGAAUCCUAGAAAGCUUAUUCUAGCAGGGAAUAUUAUUCAUACUUUAAUGAAGUCUGAUCUAGUUGAAUAUUUCACUUUGGAAAUGCUCCACUUGGGAAAUAAUCGUAUUGAAGUUAUUGAAGAAGGAUCAUUUAUGAAUCUAACAAGAUUACAAAAGCUCUAUCUAAAUGGUAACCAUCUGACCAAAUUAAGUAGAGGCAUGUUCCUUGGUCUCCACAAUCUUGAGUACCUAUAUCUUGAAUACAAUGCAGUUAAGGAAAUACUGCCAGGAACAUUUAACCCAAUGCCUAAACUUAAAGUCCUCUAUUUAAAUAACAACAUGCUACAAGUUUUACCACCACAUAUUUUUUCAGGAGUUCCCCUAACUAGGAUAAAUCUUAAAGCAAAUCAGUUUACCCAUCUGCCUGUAAGUAAUAUCUUGGAUGAUCUUGAUUUACUGACCCAGAUUGACCUUGAGGAUAACCCGUGGGACUGCUCCUGUGACCUGGUUGGAUUGCAGCAAUGGAUACAAAAAUUAGGCAAGAACACAGUGACAGAUGACAUCCUUUGCACUUCCCCAGGGCAUCUCGACAAAAAGGAAUUAAAAGCCCUGAAUAGUGAACUUCUCUGCCCAGGUUUAGUAAAUAACCCAUCCCUGCCAACUCAGACAGGUUUCAUUAUUGUCACUACUCCUACAACAACAACAAACACAGCGGAUACUAUUUUAAGAUCUCUUACUGAUGCUGUACCACUAUCUGUUCUGAUAUUAGGACUUCUGAUUGUGUUUAUAACUAUUGUGUUCUGUGCUGCAGGGAUAGUGGUUCUUGUUCUCCACCGCAGGAGAAGGUACAAAAAGAAACAAGUAAAUGAGCAAAUGAGAGACAACAGUCCUGUGCAUCUUCAGUACAGCAUGUAUGGCCACAAAACAACGCAUCACACUACUGAAAGACCCUCUGCCUCACUGUACGAGCAGCACAUGGUGAGCCCCAUGGUUCAUGUCUAUAGAAGUCCAUCCUUUGGUCCAAAGCAUUUGGAAGAGGAAGAAGAGAGGAAUGAGAAGGAAGGAAGUGAUGGAAAACAUCUCCAAAGAAGUCUUUUGGAACGGGAAAACCACUCACCUCUUACAGGGUCAAAUAUGAAAUACAAAACCACAAACCAAUCAACAGAAUUUUUAUCCUUCCAGGAUGCCAGUUCAUUGUAUAGGAACAUUUUAGAAAAAGAAAGAGAACUUCAGCAACUGGGAAUCACAGAAUACCUAAGGAAAAACAUUGCUCAGCUCCAGCCUGACAUGGAGGUACAUUAUCCUGGAGCCCACGAAGAGUUGAAAUUAAUGGAAACAUUAAUGUAUGCACGGCCAAGGAAGGUCUUAGUGGAGCAGACUAAAAAUGAAUAUUUUGAGCUCAAAGCUAAUUUACAUGCUGAACCAGACUAUUUGGAAGUCCUGGAGCAACAGACAUAGACGGAAAGUUUGAGGGCUUUCGCAGAAAUGCUGUGAUUCUGUCUUAAGUCCAAACCUUGUAAAUAAGUGCCUUACAUGAGUGUCAUCAAUCAGAACUUAAGCACAGCAGUAAUCCUAUGGGAAAAAAAGAAGAAAAAGAAACUCAGGGAUCACUGGGAGAAGCCAUGGCAUUAUGUUCAGGCAAUUUAGUUUGUCCCAAAUAAAAUAAAUCCUUGCAUGUAAAUCAUUCAAGGAUUAUAGUAAUAUUUCUCCAUAUACUGAAAAGUGUUUCACAGAAGUCCUCUUGCACAUUUAAAAAGGUAGAACAUUUAAGCAUCCCGAAUUUUCUUGAAUUAUUUUCCCCAUAGAGUAAAAAAAAUUGGAUUUCAUCAUUUAAAAAAUAUACCUGUAUCUGUAGUUAUAAUAUGUAAGGAAUACAUUGUUUAUAACCAGUAUGUACUUCAAAAAUGUGCAUUGUUAAACAUAUCUAAUUUUCUUGCAAUAAAUGCAAAAGGAACUGGAACUUGAAAAUUAUAAAUAGUAGUAGUAAAGAAAACAAUGGAAAAGUUGUAAUUAUAUAGACCAUGGGUGGCCCAAAAGUUUGAACAUUUGAAGAUUAAACAAAUGCCACUCUUAUGCUUUCUGAAUUUAAAAAAUAAAAUUGAGUGAUUGUUCAGGUGGAAUAAUAAGCAAUCGUUUUGGUUUUUCUGCACAUUUUGUGUAGACAAUCUUAAUGUCAAUGCUGCUGUGAACUAAGGUAUGUCAUUUGUGCUCAAAGUUUAAUUAUUCUUCUUGGUAUAUUUUUAAAAUGCUACUGAGAGUCAACUGUACAUAUGAUUAGAGGAUCUAUUAAGUUUGCUUUCUUUCAUAGCAUUAAUCCUUUGUAAAUUUGGAUGACCAUGAUAGAAAUAAGUUUCUUGUGGCAAGUAAUUCACAGGUGUAAAACAAAUAGAAAAAUUUAUUUUAUUUUUAUUGAUGUAUACGGAUAGAUGCCAUAAAUUAGUAGCAAAAGGCACUUCUAAAGGUAAGUGGUUUAAGUUGCCUCAAAAGAGGGAUGAUGUAGCUUUAUUUUGUAAGAAGGUAUAGCUAGAUUUCUAUGAAGUAUUUAUUCUGUACAGUUUUGUAUAUUUUUGGUUCACAAAAGUAAUUAUUCUUGGGUGCCUUUCAAGAAAAUUAAAAAUACUACUCACAAUAAAACUAAAAUGAAAAGUC